AUGUACCGAUUUGUUGACGACACCUUCAUCAUCUGGCCCCACGGUCGCAACACCGUAGCGGAUUUCCUGGAUCACAUCAAUGGGAUACAUCCAGAUAUCCAGUUCACCAUGGAAGUAGAGAAAAACGCCGUUCUUCCCUUCUUGGAUGUUUUGGUUGAGAGGAAACCAGAUGGCACUUUAAGACACCGAGUAUAUAGGAAGCCAACUCAAACAGACAUAUAUCUGAAUGCGGAGUCCCACCACCAUCCAGCCCAGAAACAGGGGAUCAUAAAUACCUUGAUUCAUCGAGCGCGGAUCAUCGGCGAGCCAGGACACUUAGCCGAGGAACUAGAACACCUUCGCACGGCCCUGAGAGGGAAUGGCUACACGGCAAGAAAUAUAGAACGAGCUAUUAGGAGGAGACAUACGCCCAUGGUGAAACAGGAGUAG
Molecule: messenger RNA, 429 nt
Organism: Anoplophora glabripennis (Asian longhorned beetle)
Lineage: Eukaryota; Metazoa; Arthropoda; Insecta; Coleoptera; Cerambycidae
Exons: 1
Coding region: 1-429 (142 amino acids)
Source: RefSeq, a predicted model, not a curated record